Ostrea edulis (European flat oyster) is the source of this 1435-nucleotide messenger RNA. RefSeq lists its product as uncharacterized. The transcript is spliced from 7 exons. The record is from RefSeq and is a predicted model, not a curated record. NCBI's taxonomy places the organism in Eukaryota, Metazoa, Mollusca, Bivalvia, Ostreida, Ostreidae. Bases 109 to 723 code for a protein of 204 amino acids.
AAAUGUUUGAUAUAAAUUUUGUAAGUUUAGAUUUAAUGGUAGACUAGCAUUAUGAAAUGUUUGAUAUGAAUUUUGCACCAGGGCUACACAGCGUUACAUCUUGCUGCAAUGCACGGACAUGAAGAGAUCAUUGAACUACUAGUCUCUACAUACAAAGCGGAUGCCAAUCUCCGAGAUUACAGUGGAAAGAAAGCUAAACAGUACUUAAGAAACACAGCCUCUACUAAAGCUCAACGUUUAUUUGGAAAUGACAUUAAUGUAAUAGCGAUGGGAGAGUUGUUAUUAUCAAGGAAAUUGGGAUCAUCUAUGGGUUCCAGUCGAUCUUUGGACGAUUCUUUCACAAGAAGUGCAUCCUUCAGAAGAAGCAAACAGGUGAAGGCUAUCAGCAACCUUAUUCAGGGUUCAUCUUCUGGGGUGAAGGCCAUGUUUAGGACAACAUGGGCAGGUUCAGCAGAUGAUCUCAUCCGUAACCGUCAGUCCUGUUCUCGCAGUCCCAGUACUACUCCACCCAGUAGUGGAAAAUCCUCGCCAAAUCCACAGCGGAGAGAGACCUUCACCAGUCGAUCUGUAGACAGAGAGUUAAUGCCACCCCCAUCCGCUCCGAUAAGAAAGAGACGUCAAGCACAAUCAGGUAGUGAAGGAAACCUUGCUGCUGACAAUAUACCUAGAACAAUAUCGGAACCAUCUCUAAACAAUGAAAGAAAGCCUAAAACAUACAUAUGAAAACAAUGUGAAACCAAAGAAAUGUCCACAUUCAUAGUUAUCAUGGUAUAAUAUGUACAACAAGUAUUAUUUCUGUUCAUUAAUGUCAUUUGAAAAAAGAUAUCCUAUAGAUAUUUGUUUUUUCAUUUUAAUCCAUUGCAUAUGUGCAAUAUCUCUUACCCUGUAUACAUAUAACUACAUGGAGUUGAUUCAAAUAGCUGUAACACAAAUAUUGAACAGAGAAUGUGUCUAUUAUAGUGUUUUACAUUCGAUGUACAAGCUUAUGCACAAUUUUAACAAGCUGAAUAAGUUAAAAACAGUGUAAUUUAAAAAUGAGCUUCAUUGUUUGAAAUACGUGAGGGGAUGAAUUGCAAGGUUUGCCACUGGCUUACUUCGUGAAGCAUGCUGGCAUGAAGAGUCUCAGUUCAUACCCUCGUGUAUUUUCAAAAGUGAAAUUUAUUCUGUAACUGAAAACCAUUCUUCUUUUACAAAUAUUCUUGUUACAAUUACAAACAUAUAGUAGCAUAAAUGAAUGCCAUAUUUGUUAUGGUGUUUUACCAAAAAUGAUGUGUGUUUAGAUUUUCUGUUGGAUAUAUACAUGUAACCCAAUACGAGAUGAAUGUAAAAUUUGGAGGUGUGACAUGGGGUUUAUUUCCUAACAAUAUUGUAUGAACUUUUAAAUUAAUUAUUUUGUUAUUUAUUACAUGUUGACAAUAAAAGUAGAUUAGUUAAA